UAUAUUCUGUAUAUGAUAUCAUCUUUGAAACAUUGGACUAAUUUAUAAUUCUUAUUUGAUUACAUAAUUCUUUUUGUCUGAUACUUUCAGUGUUUGUCAGUAUUUAAAAUAAUAUAAAAUAAGAAAUAAUAUAAUUUUGCAAAUAUAAUUUCAGUUGAGUAGAUGUUGACAGUCGAUAAAAUUGCGGAUGAUUUCAUCGAUACUUACCGACGCGUUUAAAACAAUGGCGCAUAGCUCUUGUGUUUACAACUUCGACACGAGUCUAAUUGGUCGCUGCCGGCACAAAUUCCGAAAUAGUUGGAGUUUAUAUACAAAGAUUUAAAUUAAACACACAGUACAGUUGAAAUAGUAUUCCACGAAAUAAGUUUAGUGCCAAAAUAAAUUUAGUUGUAAUUUAGUUAUAAUGUGAGAUACAAUUGGGAAACUGAAACGACGUAUCGAAAAACAGGAAAGGGUAGGAAGUAGAAAGCGUGAUAAAGAUGAGCAUUACCGGUAAAAAGCUCUAUAACAAGCUUCACAAGCUGCGUCCAGAUCUGUCGGGGAUCACGUCCGAGAUAUUGAGCAAGGUCUGCGACGAUCCAAGCACGCAGCCUUUUCUGGAAUGGUUUUGCAAGAACGUGAGCUGCGCUAAUGUUCUCUCCAGUGAGGAGAUACAAUUAAAAAAAACGUUAGAAGAUGCGGGUGAAUGGUUGGAGGGCGAAGCAUUGGACGCCGCGUUGGAGGAAGCUACGAGCGAUUGUCCAGACUUGCUGAAGCUCACCAACCUUGACGAUAUGUAUCAAGAUGAUUUAUUAGUGGAACACGAAACAUUGAAGGAAAGCUACAAAGAGGAUGAGGAGUAUCUUCAGUUAUUGCAUCAUAGUAUAAAAGCUCUGAGAGAUAUCAAGAACAAGCUGGAUGACGACAUUGAAGAAGCAGAAGUUGCAUUGAAUAAAGAGCAGAUUGAGACUGAAAAAGCAUACGAUGAUUGCAGUGUCAUUCUAAAAGAGUUUGACAAGAAUAAUUGUCAAUUUUCCAAGGAUGUCGAAAAUCUCUUGAAUGUGUAUGCCAACGCUGCUAAAAAUCAAGGCAGCGCGGUGUUGUGGUCACAAAUGCCUAUCGACUUGUUUGUCAAACAAAUAGAACUCUGCAAUCACUAUCUGAGUAUUCACAUAAAGAAGCAAUUUGGAACUAACAGUAGCAAGGAAGAGCAUGAAGAGAAUUCGGAUUAUGAAUCUCUAAUAUGUGAUAAUAAAGACAAAUUGGUGGAUGAAAGGAUGCACGAGUUAUUCUUGUGUAAGACAAACUUAGUGAAUUCAAAAUUAGAAGAAAUGAAUGCCAAUGUUGAAAAGGAAUCAUGUAUGGCCAUGUUACAAUGUAUACAGGAUAUUUACAAUGGUGGAGUUUUAAAAAUGCCUAGGGAUAAUAAAUUGGCUGACGAAAUACAAACGUUAACUAUGAAAAGGGAUAUCUUGGAGCAGAAUAUUGAACUUUUGCGAGAUCAACAGUUGUCGGAGGUAGUGCAAUACGCGGAAAUGGAGACAAUAAAGAUCCUGAAGAACGAUGCACUCGCCCGUCUCGAACGGCGGAAAGCUCGCCUCGAGAAGCUCAAGAAUUUACACUCUCUCGCAGGAGAGCACGGGCAUGUUUACGUGGACUUGCUGUGUAUGCUAAUGGAAAUGCAAUUUCGUUGUCUGCACGAGGUUGCCGAGUUUAUUGCUGACGCUCGUCAUUAUCUUAGUACGGAAUAUAAGCUAUCUUCCGCAAGAUGUGAAGUUAUGCAGCAGGUGCAAGACGAAUAUGUGACUCUCUUAACACAAUCUCCAAAUGCGUAUAACGCGUUUAAUAAAAUAUUUAUAUCCAUGAUGCUCGGCAACAAUGCCUCGGACGAGUCACUUUCUAUCGCAUUGAAAAGAUACGAUGACUUAAUAGCGAACAACGCGGAGAAGAAGAAAACAAUGUUGGAAUCUUAUCAAAAUAAAAUCGACAAAUUACGAAAAUUGAAGAACGAAAUUGACAAAGAUUAUACGGCUGAGACGCAAAAUGGACCGACAAUCAGUCUCAGACCAGUUUCGUACGAAAUAAGCUGCAAGUGCGAGGAAAUAUCCGCAGUCGUUCAAGAAGUACAGGGAGAUAUAACCAAGAUCAGGAAUCAGUUCAAAGAACGAAUAAGGAUGGACACCAAUCUGGAACGCGAGAAGGACAUCCUAUGGCAGAGAUUUCUGGCAGAGCCCGAUACGUUAAGAAUGCGCUAUGAGGAAGCGAAGCAGAAGGCAAAUGAGUCUCAUUUUGGAAAUGACAUGGAAAGUAAAACAAAUCAGUAAAUUAACAGUAUUACAGACAAAUUGUUUAGAGGAAAAUAAGUAUUCCGACAAUUUCUAAUGCUUUUAACGUACGGAUAUUUAAAACGGUUAUGUAUUUUUGUAUUUUGUACUUUCUUAAAUCAAAAGAAUCUUAUAAAGCAUCGUAAAAUACACUCGGUAGAAUAUCCCAA
This is a messenger RNA of Monomorium pharaonis (pharaoh ant), 2473 nucleotides long. It is a transcript of the gene dgt3, whose product is annotated as HAUS augmin-like complex subunit 3. The record is from RefSeq and is a predicted model, not a curated record. NCBI's taxonomy places the organism in Eukaryota, Metazoa, Arthropoda, Insecta, Hymenoptera, Formicidae. The transcript is spliced from 9 exons. The coding region runs from base 480 to 2303 and encodes 607 amino acids. Gene Ontology annotation, biological process: spindle assembly; centrosome cycle. Gene Ontology annotation, cellular component: mitotic spindle; HAUS complex; centrosome.